AUGUACCCGAAUAGAGUGGUGUUACUAUUGUUUUGCCUAGUAACCCGAUUUCAGCUUGUUUUUGGGUUCACGGACUAUCUUUUGAAGACAUGUGCUCAGUCCGGAUUUUGCCAUAGAAACCGUGCAUAUGGCAGCAGUAUAAGCGAAUCGGGCAGUAAGUACUACUCAAUUGAUCUGCAAAGCGUAAAUUUCGAUGAAGAUGAUAAUGUAAUGAGAGCUAGCAUCAUAAAAAGGGUUGAAAGACCUGAUGGGAAUCAUGCAUCGGUUAGUCUUCCUUUCUCAUUGGCCAUCCUCAGCAAUAAUUCGAUCAGAUUCACUGUUGAUGAGAAUAGACCCACAAUUGAGAACCUUCCCCAGUCCUUAUCUUCCAGGCGAUACAAUGAAACGUCUAAGUGGGCAUUUGACUGCGCCGAAACGCAUGGCGCAAAGCGUCCCAGAAUCAAGAGAGGAUGGCUACAGAGCGACGUCUACACGAUAGCGAGCCCCGACAAGACAGUAAAGCUUGAACUUCACACUAAAUCUUUUCUCAUGAAGGUUUUCCAUCGGGGACAGCAGGCUUUGGUGGUUAAUGAGCGCUCUUUCCUCAAUUUUGAACACUACAGAUCGAAAGAAGAUAACUACCGUCAUUUGGCUCCUGAAGAAUCUAGUUUUAACAUGUUUGGUGAUGACUUCCAAUAUUCACAGGCAGAUUCUUUGCCUUUCGGGCCUGAGUCAGUAGCGCUUGAUAUCACGUUUAAGCAUUAUAGCAAUGUCUUUGGUAUCCCAGAACAUGCAGAUUCGCUUAGACUUAGAGAUACGACGGAUCGGGAUCCCUACCGAUUGUUUAAUGUGGAUGUAUUUGAAUACAACCUGAAUUCCACUUUUCCAACGUAUGGUUCAAUUCCUCUUAUGAUCGCCUCAAAACCAGAGUCAAGCAUUGGAGUGUUUUGGGUUAACGCAGCAGACACCUGGGUCGAUAUAAAAUAUGACGACCAUGAUACUAAGACACAUUGGAUGUCCGAAUCCGGCAUUAUCGACGUGGUACUGUUUUUCGGCGAUGAGCCUUCAGAAAUCACUGAGAAGUAUACCUUUUUAACAGGAAGACCCUUUUUGCCUUCUUUGUCUUCGUUGGGCUACCACCAAUGCAGAUGGAACUACAAUGACGAACUUGAUGUGCUCACCGUUGAUUCCGAGAUGGAUCGCGCUCAUAUUCCUUAUGACAAUAUCUGGCUGGAUAUCGAGUAUACUGAUGAAAGAAAGUUCUUCACUUGGAAAUCGGACUCCUUUCCUAACCCAUCAAGGUUACUGAAAAGGUUGGCUAAGCUUGGGAGACAGCUAACUGUGCUAAUAGAUCCUCACCUAAAAGAAGACUAUGAAGUAAGUGAUUCCAUAGUGAGGGAUAAUGUGGCCGUCAAGGACUGCAAAGGGCAGACUUUUGUCGGCCAUUGCUGGCCGGGACAGUCAAUCUGGAUCGAUACGUUUGAUCCAGCGGGUCAAUCUUUGUGGACCCAGUUUUUCAUGAGGUUUUCUAAAGGUAUUGCUAAUUUGAACAUUUGGAAUGAUAUGAACGAGCCCUCAAUUUUCAGCGGCCCAGAGACGACCGCCCCGAAGGACUUACUCCAUUACAAUGGUUUCGAAGAGAGAUCUGUCCAUAAUUUGUACGGCUUGACCGUGCAUGAAACCACUUAUAAAUCUAUGAAAGCAAUAAGCCCUGAAGAAAAUACGAGACCAUUUGUUCUGACUAGAUCCUUUUUCUCGGGAUCUCAGAGGACAGCCGCUACUUGGACCGGCGAUAACGUUGCAAAUUGGGAUUACUUAAGAAUAUCUAUACCUAUGUGUUUGAGCAACAACAUAGCGGGCAUGCCGUUCAUUGGAGCCGACAUAGCUGGGUUUUCAGGUAACCCUGAAGAAGAAUUAAUAGCGAGAUGGUACCAAGCUGGACUAUGGUAUCCCUUCUUCAGAGCACAUGCGCACAUUGACACACUUAGAAGAGAACCUUACUUAUUUGAAGAGCCCUUGAAAUCAAUAGUACGGAACGCUAUACAGUUGAGAUACACGCUUUUGCCAACAUUUUAUUCGACAUUUCAUAGGGCAAGCAAAGAUGGAUCGCCAAUAUUGAAGCCAAUGUUUUACCAAAAACCACAGUUUCCCGAACUGUAUGACGUUGAUGAUCAAUUUUAUGUCGGCGACUCAGGCCUAUUGGUAAAGCCAGUCUUAGAAAGAGGUCAGAGGUCGAUUCAUAUCUCGCUGGCCCCCGGAAUUUAUUACCAUUACCCAUCAUUAGAAAGUCUGGUGGCUCAGACAAACAUUGAGAUCAAACAAUUGGAUGCACCUCUGGACAAAAUCCCUGUGCUGCUUGAAGGUGGCCACAUAAUUUUCAGCAAGGAGAGGUAUAGGAGAUCCGCUAAGCUCUAUCGCAAUGAUCCCUACACACUCACAGUCGCUCCCGACCUGUUGGAAAAUGCAGCGGGCAAGAUUUAUGUGGAUGACGGAGAAACAUUCAACUUUCAAUCUGGCGAGUUCUUGGAAACCCAGGUGGUGCUGCAGAAGGGCAAGAUUCUGAAGAAUAUUCCUUUAAACGUUCCUUCCUCCCACAUUUUCAUCGGCAACAGGUAUAUCGAGAAGAUUAUCCUCCCCGUGGGCAGAAUGACCGUGAAGGAACUGGUUAAAGUGCAAAAAGGGCAUGAAAUAUACGAAGUUGCUGCGACGCGAGAGGGAUUGAACUCCAUUGCAAUCUUGAAUCCUCUUGUCAGACUAGACGAAGAAUGGGUGAUUAUGUUUUAA
Molecule: messenger RNA, 2763 nt
Organism: Torulaspora globosa
Lineage: Eukaryota; Fungi; Ascomycota; Saccharomycetes; Saccharomycetales; Saccharomycetaceae
Gene: ROT2
Product: glucan 1,3-alpha-glucosidase ROT2
Exons: 1
Coding region: 1-2763 (920 amino acids)
Biological process (GO): carbohydrate metabolic process; N-glycan processing
Cellular component (GO): glucosidase II complex
Molecular function (GO): alpha-glucosidase activity; carbohydrate binding
Source: RefSeq, a predicted model, not a curated record